AAGAGAAGCUGCGUUGGUAUUUCAGCAGUGCUUAGUAACAUAUGAUUGUGUACAGAACUGCUGCACCAAAAGUGAAGUUAACUAAGAAAAAGGAAGAAGACAUUUGAUGCAAUCGCGGAUGUGGGUUUGACCUUGCAGAGGCUCGAACUCCUCUAGCAGCGCUCUGUUUAAUGACAGAGCUUCAGCAAUGAAUCCGGAGGAGCAGGCGGUUACAUGGCUCAUUUCACUGGGGGUUUUAAACUCGCCAAAAAAGACUGUUUCCGACCCGGAGGUGUUUUUGAAAUCGUCUCUUAAGGAUGGGACAGUACUUUGUAAAUUGAUUAACCGGCUUCUGCCAGGAUCAGUAGAUAAGUACUGUGCCGAGCCCAGAACCGAAUCAGACUGUCUUAACAACAUCAGGGAGUUCCUCAAAGGCUGCGCUUCUCAUAAAAUAGAGACAUUUGAACCAGAUGAUUUGUAUCCUGGGGAGAAUUUCGGUAAGGUUCUUAGUACCCUGACUGCUCUAAACAAAGCCACUGAAGAACGUUCUUCAGGAAGAAAAUGUUCAUUUUCAUCAUCUCAGCAUCAUAGUAAUACUGCUACUUCCCAGCAGAAUUCAAAUCCUUCUGAUCCGAGCCAUUCAAAGGCAACAAGGCUGUCAAAGAACAUGGAGAUGCCAGAAAAUGGCACCCAUCAGUUAGUGGUGAAGGCCAGAUUUAAUUUUAGACAAAACAAUGAAGAUGAACUCUCUUUUAAAAAAGGAGAUAUUCUUUACGUCACCCGAGUGGAAGAAGGUGGCUGGUGGGAAGGUACUCUUAACGGAAAGACAGGCUGGUUCCCAAGCAACUAUGUGAGAGAAGUUAAAUCUGAUAAGCCAUUGUCACCAAAGAUCUUGAAACCAUCUGAAGGAUCUUCACUAACAAAAAACUACUACAGUGUGGUACUACAAAAUAUUAUUGAAACUGAACAAGAGUAUGCAAAGGAAUUACACACACUUAUUGGAACUUACCUGAGGCCUUUACAGUCUAGUGACAAGUUGUCACCCGCAGACGUUUCUUCACUGUUGGGUAAUAUAGAAGAGAUAGGUACGUUUCAGCAGUCACUUUGUCAAGCACUGGACGACUGUGCAAAACUACCUGAAUCACAACAGAGGGUCGGAAGCUGUUUUUUAAACCUCGUUCACCAGAUGAAAUCCCUUUACUCUUCUUACUGUGCUAAUCAUCCGUCUGCAGUUGCUGUUCUUACACAGCAUGGUGAUGAACUUGAUAAAUACAUGGAAAGUUUAGGUGCAACUAGUCCAGGAAUUCUGAUACUAACUACAAACCUCAGCAAGCCAUUUAUGAGACUGGACAAGUAUUCUAAUCUACUUCAAGAGCUUGAACGGCAUAUGGAGCAGUCUCACCCAGAUCAUGCUGAUGUCUUGAAGGCAGUUACUACAUUUAAGGCUCUUGCGACCCAUUGCCAAGAGCUAAGAAAGAGAAAACAGCUUGAGCUGCAAAUUCUUUCCGAACCCAUCCAAGGCUGGGAAGGAGAAGACAUCCGGACAAUUGGGAAUGUAUUGUACAUGUCACAGGUCAUGGUACAGUGCAGUGCAAAUGAGGAUAAAGAAGAGAGAUACUUUCUUUUAUUUUCAAGUGUUCUUGUCAUGUUAUCAGCAAGCCCACGGAUGAGUGGUUUCAUUUAUCAGGGCAAACUGCCGAUAACAGGAAUGACAGUGACAAAAUUGGAAGAAAGUGAACCCAAUCAUUUUUCGUUUGAAAUUACAGGAAAUAUGAUUGAAAGAAUACUUGUGUCCUGUAGCAAUAGUCAGGAUUUGAAUGAAUGGUUCGAGCAUCUUCAUAGGCUUACCAAAGGUACAAGCAGUACAUCAUUAAAGGGACGGAGUGGAAGCACUUAUUCUCAUUCAGACAGUAAGGCGUCUUCAGGACUUUCAUCUCAUCAUCCAUUUUCUCAGUCAUUUAGUGGUACAGGACAGAGCCGAGGACCUCUGGAACCUCCCAAAAUACCAAAGCCAUGGACACUUAGUUGUCUCAGACCUGCACCCCCACUUAGACCAUCAGCAGCCCUAGGUCACAGAGAGAGGAUGUCUUACAUAUCAAAGGAUUCAAGCAAGAGCCCUAAAACUGUGAAGAAAUUUCUUUCUAAACGAAAACCUGAAAGAAAACCAUCUGAUGAUGACUACGUUAUAAGAAAAAGCACAGCAGCUUUCGAAGAAGAUGCCCAGAUUCUCAAGGUCAUAGAAGCCUAUUGCACUGGUGCAAGCAUUCAGCAAUCACUAGGGUCAUCUUCUCGGAAAGACUCUGCUCCACAAGUCCUACUGCCUGAGGAAGAAAAAUUAAUCAUUGAAGAGUCAAGUAAUGGUCAUACCAUAAUCGAAGAAAAGAGCCUUGUAGACACCGUGUAUGCCUUAAGGGAUGAGGUGAAAGAAUUAAAGCAGGAGAAUAAGCGGAUGAAGCAAUGUCUGGAGGAAGAGCAGAAAUCAAGGAAAGAAUUAGAAAAAUUAGUGAGAAAAUUGUUGAAACAGACAAAUGAUCCCACAUGGGAUGAAACAAGCCAUUAGUAAAUAUUGUUAGUUUUUGCUUAAUUACCAAACUGAGCUGCUGGCAGUAAGAUGUAAUUUUGUGCAACUCUGGGAUGUUAAACUGGACGCUUGGAUGCCUAUCUUGGGAAUUUCACCAGAAGAGCAGAGCUGGCUUGCCGUUGCACUUCCACAGGAAAAAAAGACGUAUACGUCCCAGAAUAUGAUCCUAAAACAAGAUUUCCUUCACACAGAGUUCACGGAUUGAAUGCUAAAACAAAUACCUCAUUACAUUUGCUGUUAAGGUGUUUAUUACAUUUACUCUCCACUUGGCAAGUUAAUUUGAAGCUGUAAAGAAAAUGGCGUUAUCACUAGUGACCUUAAAACCCAAUCCUCUGUAUUACUUUCAUUUUCUUUGUAGGGUGGGGGUAUUGAAAGCACUUUUUUUAAAGCAGAACAUUUUAAACUUUAUGAAAUGUGUUCCUUUAUCAGUUUGUGUUUGUUAGCAAAGCUAGUUAAUGUUUCUAGACCAUUUGUCCAGAAGUAGUCAUUCACAUGGACUGUAUUUUAUUAACUGAACCUUAAGCUGAUAUAGACUGAAAUUACAAACCCUUAUUGUAUGUGACCUGAUUUACUUUAAACCAACAUAGAUCAAAUCGUUUGGCAUAUUAGAUUAGUAGAAACAGCUACUGCAUCUGUUGUUCAGAGUUUUGUAUUAUGUAAUUUAUGUCAUAGCUAUCAAAUGAAUACUUUCAGUCUAGACUAUAUUUCCACAUUAAUUUACACACACUUUAUGGCAUUGUACAGGACCACCAGUGCUGCAGGACAGAAUGCCUUCUUCAUCUGCAUGGGUUGACUAUCAGGAGUCUUCCAUUUCUUAGUGUUCAAGUGGCAUUAUUUGUUUUUCAGUACAGUUUGUUGUCAUAUUUCUAUAUUGAAAUAUUGAAGUAUACUAUAUUUGUUUACUUCUUGGGUAUAUAUUUCAUAAGUAAUUGAGAACUUUAUUACACUCUACCGUGAUCCAUUAUUAUUUGAAAAUAAUGUGAACUUGGACAAUUUAAUCAGUAACAUAGUAUUGUUUCUGAUUGACCUCAUGUGUGCAAUUGUUGCAUUUCAUUUUAUACACCUGAGAGCUUUAGAUUUGCAGUGUUUAAUACUGUGGCUGUCUAGAUGUAUUAUAUUUUAAAUUAUGCAACUUGCUCUUUUCAAAGCCAUUUAGAGUGGAUAACUUUCAUGAUAAACAUAAAUGGGGGAACUGGAGCAAACCUCCAUAUAUGGCCUGAAGACUAAUGUAUAAUCUUCUAAUUAAGAUGAUUGCAUGUUGGGUUUUGCUUGUUAAAUAAUGCUUGCUGAAAUUUAUAAGCCUUUCAGAUUUAUUUCUAAAUAUUAAAAAAGUCACUGUAGCUGUGGGACAUUUGUUUUCUGUACAAGAAAUAUUUUCAUCAGUUCAAUUUAAAUGACUUUUUUUUUUUAACCAGUGGCCUGUAUAUAGUAACAUUAAUUAGCAUUAGUUUCUUGUCAGAAUGCCUAGAGUUCACAUUUGAAAUGAAAU
Molecule: messenger RNA, 4049 nt
Organism: Protopterus annectens (West African lungfish)
Lineage: Eukaryota; Metazoa; Chordata; Ceratodontiformes; Protopteridae
Gene: ARHGEF6
Product: Rac/Cdc42 guanine nucleotide exchange factor 6
Exons: 22
Coding region: 188-2539 (783 amino acids)
Molecular function (GO): guanyl-nucleotide exchange factor activity; protein binding
Source: RefSeq, a predicted model, not a curated record